GCGUGAGCGGCCCCGCGGGCUUCCGGAACGCGGCGGGACCGUGUCCCGGCUGUCCAGGGGGCUCUGCCGGGCUCGAGCUCCGUGGGGCGGAAGGCGCGGAAUAAAUCGCUCCCCUCGAAUCCCGGCUGUCGGUGCUCGCCGUCCCUCCCGUGCGCGGUGCCGUCCGGGCGAGCCCCUCGUCACUCCUUCGGCCCUCAGGGGGACGGAGUGUGACCCGGGUGUGAGUGGCACCCGCCCUGCGCGGUCCCCGGGGUCUCCCUUGGGGGUGCAGCUGAAGGUGACGGCUGUUCCCGCAACCCUUCUCUCCGAGCCGCCCCCCUUGUGCCGACCGGGACCCCACGAGUGCCGGGGCUGCUUCUCCCAGGCGCCCUGGAGAAAGAGCUGCCCCACGGGGUUCGCCUUCCCGCCCCAGGUUCCGGCGCUGAGAAGGAAUCUCAUGAGCGCUCUCAAAGGCAGGCGGUGUCUGAGAAAGCCCGAAACUCGGCCAGUCCCCGCUGCGAGCGCCUUGGGCGGGGCUGCUGCGGGAAACGAAACCGAAAUGGGCCUCUCAGCCAUCUUCGGCGGUUGCCCGGCGCCGCCUCCUCUCGUCGGCACACCUGCGGGUGGGGGUUUCUUUUUUUUUUCCUCUUUAUUUUCUCAUAAAAUAAUUUGGCGUGCGGAUGAGACUGAGGACAGGCAGCUCCACUCCUGGCGUGCCAGCAGCCCGGGUCCCCCACGUGUCUAUGAUCAGAGGUGCUGGGCGAGGCAGAGGCUCGUAUCUGACUCGGGCAAGGCAUAACCACCCCGGCACUACGCGAGGUUUUUAUAACCACCCUUGUACCCCACAAGAAACUAACCAGGGCACCUUUUUGCACCAGCAGUUCCUGACAGAGCAGGACACUGCGGUCUGCCCGCUGCAGGGGCAGGGACCACAUGAGGAGGCUGUGGCACCGGCUCCUGCAGGGACACAUCGGCCUGGCCGCGGCAGGGCAGGGGGCUGGAGGUUCUCUAGUCAGCAGCAAUACCGUGGGAAUUCACCACAGUUUUGCCCUCCACGGCACUGUCGUCAGGAGAACCCAGGGAGAGACUCUGACACUAUCAGGCUGAAUUUCCAGAGACUGUCUCUUGCCAGGCAAGACUGCGAACAAGAAAUUCUGACUAUUUUCAGGCAGCUCGGGGAGGGAAGGACUUGCACAGUUCAUGAUCUCACACACAAACUUAAAACUCAAAAGAAAGAGGUCAACCGCAUUUUGUAUAAACUCCUCAGAGAAGGCAAGUUGCACAAGGGGGGAGAGACACCGCCGCUGUGGAGGAUUGCCAGCCCCAGCUCAGGGAGGGAAAGAAGCCCUGCUGACCACAGUGCCGGCUGCACAGAUCCAGCUUGUGAAAGCAGAGGAGGAGAGAGGAGCACACUUGGCUCAGGAGACACAGAGAUGGCUGAGAUGAAGGAGAAAAUCUGCAACUACUUGUUCAGCGUGCCAGAAACAACGGCACUCAACCUUGCCAAAAACAUUGGGUUUUCAAGGGCCAGGGACGUUAAUCCAUUUCUCAAUGCUCUGGAAAAGCUGGGAGAUGUCCACAAGCAGAACACAAUCCCCCCACGGUGGUCCCUGACAGACAGGAAACGUGAGAGGAUGCAGAUGAGGCUGAAGGCCAGCGCAUUAAUACAGAAGGUGAAUCCCACACCUCCUGAGUUGGGUCCUCCCCCUUCCUCUGUCCCUGUGUGUCGCCAGGAGGUGACAGCAGCUUUGCCAGCAGCGAUGGCAUCAAAAGCAGAAAGUGUAGAAAAUGGACAGCAGCCUUUGAAGCAGCCUGGUCAGGGCAAUGGCAGUGACACAGGAGCGAACACGGCUGAGGACACUGAGUUCUCCAGUUUGAGUAAUUAUGAUAACUCGGAAAACGGCAAGUGGACCAUGGAUGAUAUCCCAGAUAAUCUGAACACUAUCAACAAGCAGCCUGACAAGUCAAAAUGCGUCAUGAAUUCUCAGUCUUCCCCCAGUUAUGCUGCCCAGUUUGAAGCUGCUUUACCAUGUAUGCCCGUAGAGAAAUUGAUGGCUUGUCAGGAGAAGAACCCAGUGAGUGGCCUUACUGAAUAUUCCCAGUACACGUACCAGCACUGUGAGUUCAUCAUGCUGGAGCAGAGUGGACCCUCUCAUGGGCCACGGUUUAAGUUCCAGGCAGUGAUCAAUGGGCGCCAAUUCCCACCAGCAGAAGCAGGGAGCAAAAAACUGGCUAAACAGGAGGCAGCAGCCAAUGCCAUGAAGGUCCUGAUGAGUGAAGCGGAGAAUGGAAGGCCCAGUGGGAUUAAAUGCUCAGAACUGGAGUUGCCAGAGCUGUCAUCUGCAGCAGCUCCCCUCAACCUGCUUCCUGGGAAGCACCCUAUCAGCAUAUUGAUGGAGUAUGGACAAAAGUCAGGGAACGUAAUUGAGUUCCAGCUGCUGUCUCAGGAAGGCCCACCUCAUGAUCCUAGGUUCAGCUACUGUGUGGAAAUGGGUGACCAAAUUUUCCCUGCUGUGGUAGGAAACAGCAAGAAGGGAGCAAAGCAAAUGGCAGCAGAAGUUGCUGUGAAGAUUCUUUCUGGAAAGUCUGUACCCCAUGUCUUGCCUGAACAGCCUGUCACGAAGCCCCAUGGUGACCAGUCCGUGCACAGCUGUGGGCCGUGGAUUGCCACUCCAGAUGAGUCCAAGGUGGUGAAAGCAAAGGGUGUUGGGGAGCUCAUCAAAUAUCUUAAUGUCAAUCCUGUCAGUGGCCUGCUGGAAUAUGCCCGCUCCAAUGGGUUUGCUGCAGAGUUCAAACUCAUUGACCAGUCAGGACCUCCCCAUGGCCCCAAGUUUGUCUGUCAGGCAAAGGUUGGAGGCCGCUGGUUCCCGGCUGUGACUGCACGCAGCAAAAAGCAGGGCAAGCAGGAGGCAGCGGGUGCAGCGCUGCGAGUCCUGGUCGGGGAGUCGGAGAAGGUGGAGCGCAUGGAAGGGAUGAACAUCACUGAGCUCCCUGUGAGUGGCAGCACCCUGCACGAUCAGAUGGCCAUGCUGAGCCACCAGCGCUUCAACAGCCUCACCGCUCACAUCCAGCACAGUCUGCUCGGGCGCAAGAUCCUGGCUGCCAUCAUCAUGAGGAGAGCAAAUAAGGGCUUGGGAGUGGUGGUCAGCAUUGGAACAGGUAAUCGUUGUGUGAAAGGAGAAGAGCUGAGCUUGAAGGGGGAGACAGUAAAUGAUUGUCAUGCAGAAAUCAUUUCUCGAAGAGGCUUUGUGAGGUUUCUCUACAGUGAGCUGAUGAAGUAUGACCUGUCUAAUCCUUCCUCUGCAGAAGAGAGCAUUUUUGAGCCAGCGGGAGGAAAGAGGCUCAGAAUAAAGAGCAGUGUUACCUUUCACCUCUAUGUCAGCACAGCCCCGUGUGGAGACGGAGCCCUCUUUGAUAAAUCCUGCAGCGACCAGGCGAGCGUGGUGGGGCAGCCCCAGCACCAACCUCUCUUUGAGAACCCCAAGCAAGGCAAGCUGCGGACCAAGGUGGAGAAUGGGGAAGGUACCAUUCCCGUGGAGUCAAGUGACAUUGUGCCCACAUGGGAUGGGAUCCAGCACGGGGAGCGGUUACGAACCAUGUCCUGCAGUGACAAAAUCUUGCGCUGGAAUAUACUUGGCUUGCAAGGGGCACUGCUGUCACACUUCCUGGAGCCAGUUUAUCUCAGCUCUGUCACGCUCGGUUACCUGUACAGUCAGGGUCACUUGACCCGUGCCAUCUGCUGCCGCGUGGCGAGGGAUGGGAACAUACUAAAGGAAAAGCUCCAGGCUCCAUAUCACAUUAACCAUCCUGAGGUUGGGCGAGUCAGCGUGUACGACUCUGCCAGGCAGACAGGCAAGACCAAGGAGUCAUCGGUGAACUGGUGUCUUGCUGAUGCAAGCGAAGUUGAAGUCUUGGAUGGCACCAAAGGGAAAGUAGAUGGCCCAAAGCUGGAAGUGUCUCGUGUGUCCAAGAGGAAAAUGUUCACCUUGUUCCAGCAGCUGUGUGCCAAGAACAACCGCGAAGACCUGCUGAAGCUCUCUGUGUACUCCGAUGCCAAGGAGGCAGCCACGCUGUACCAGGCAGCCAAGCAGUGCUUCUUCAGCACGCUGGAAGAGCUGGGCUAUGGCAGCUGGAUCCGCAAACCCCAAGAGGAGGAGAAUUUCUCUGUCCUUGAUACAUAGGGAAGCGCCCUGCAAGGGGGGGAGGUGAAUGUACACAGUCUGCACUUGUCCUUCUUCCACCACCACCUUCUUGGAGUGGAGUCAGGACCGUGCAGCAGUUUCCCCAUAGGCCUGGCUGCCUCCUCCCUGACCCUCAGACCUUGCCUUUUUAAAAUGUGCAUGUAAAUGAUUCUCCUUUUUUUAAAGUGAGGGCAGGCUCAGUCCCCCUUAGCUUUUGUAGUUUUGUCUCCCCUUUUUUUGUUUUUAAAAGAAGGCACAAGAAACCAAAGGGAUUCUCAGACUGUGAGCUUGAAACCUUUGAACCGUACACUGCAGAUCCCUCUGGCAGGUUUUGAGGCAAAUUUUCUCUUUUGAGGAAAAAAAAAAAACCAAACAAGCUGCCUGGCUGGCUUUCUCUGUCUCUGUUGGAAGGUGACUGGCAGCCUGGCCAAGCUGGGACACAGGACUGACCUCUGCAAGGCACAGCAGGACUAGCAUAACAUUCUCCAUUAAUAACAAAUUUCUGUAGUAUUGGC
Molecule: messenger RNA, 4675 nt
Organism: Corapipo altera (White-ruffed manakin)
Lineage: Eukaryota; Metazoa; Chordata; Aves; Passeriformes; Pipridae
Gene: ADAR
Product: adenosine deaminase, RNA specific
Exons: 15
Coding region: 660-4160 (1166 amino acids)
Biological process (GO): adenosine to inosine editing; RNA processing
Cellular component (GO): cytoplasm; nucleolus
Molecular function (GO): double-stranded RNA adenosine deaminase activity; tRNA-specific adenosine deaminase activity; double-stranded RNA binding
Source: RefSeq, a predicted model, not a curated record